AUGGAAGCUGUUAAGAGACAGGAAGCUGAAUCCAAGAAGUCCUUUUGCAACUCAGCCGCCAUAGAAGAAAGAUUUGAAGACCAAGUUCCAGAAUGGAUGCUUUCAAAACCUACUGUUGAUUGCAUGAUUUGGCCUGAAGAGAAUUACCCAGAGAGAGAGUCCAAUCGAGCUAGAAAGAGAAGACUCUUCCCAAAGAUUAUCCCCAAGACAGAUAACUCAGGAAAGUUUGCUGUGCCUUGUAUCAUCAAAGGUAACAUUCUUGAGCAAUCUUUGUGUGACACAGGAGCCAAUGUGAACAUCAUGUCUAAGAGGAUAGCUGACAAGAUAGGCCUCACCAAGAUAGACCAUCAUCCAUCUCCAUCAACUAUGCUGAUUCAUUCUCACAAACCCCCUAUGGCUUUGUGCCUAAUGUGA
Molecule: messenger RNA, 414 nt
Organism: Microthlaspi erraticum
Lineage: Eukaryota; Viridiplantae; Streptophyta; Magnoliopsida; Brassicales; Brassicaceae
Source: the annotation of a GenBank genome assembly